UUGUCGGGUUUACCCACACAAAGUGGACACCCCACAGUGGUAGCCAGAAGCAAUCUGGCUAUGCAACUGAAUAUCUCAGCCAACCUCUCCACUUCUUGAGGCUCCAUCCACACUCCGAACAUCUUACUUUUGGAAAGAUUGAUUUUAAGGCUCAAUACAACUUCGAAACACUUAAAAAUGGUGCAAAUGUUCUCCUCCAUGCCCUAUGAAGCAUCGCAAAAGAGGAGCGUAUCAUCCACGAAGUGGAGGUGCGAAAUGGGAGAUGACAUACCUUCAAUCAAGAAGUCUCGAGUAAAACCUCCUUCUCGGCCCCUCCCGAGCAUAUUGCUUAACACCUCCAUUAUCAGGAAGAAGAGAAAAGGAGAUAAAGGGUCUCCUUGCCGAAGGCCCGGGGAGCUUCUAAAGAAACCUUUGGUGGAGCCAAUAAUAAGAACGAGAAAUGGGCCGGGCUAACAUAUUCCCGAAUCCAACACCUCCACCCACAAUUUCAACAUCAUAUAAUUGAGGAAGCUCCAAUUGAUACGGUCGCAUGCUUUUUCAAUAUCUAGCUUGCAUGUGAUACCUUUUUCUCCCCCGUUGUGCCUAGAAUGAAGACGUUCAUGAGCAAUUAAUGCGCAAUCCAAGAUCUAACGACCCGGGACAAAGGCACUUUGAUUCGCUGAAAUGAUGCUUCCUAUAAUGUUCCAAAGCUGUGUGGCCAAGACUUCCGUUAAAAUUUUGGCUAAAAUUCUCUAAAGGACUUUCAGUCAAUCAGUUUAAUAGGUGGCCCAUAUGGUACUAGGUGAUACCUAAGUAAAAAAUUGCACUUGAAAAGCGUAUGAACUCCACAGAAAGAUCCCUUGAAUCCUGUACCCUUAAUGGUUUCAAACACCUCUCUCUUUAUCUGGUAAUGCCUUGUUAUAGUGGUUGAAUAUUAACUAAGCAUCAUGCUACCGAUGACUGCUUUGAUCCUAACAAUGCUCAGAGCAUCGAGUUCUUGAGUCUUGACACAAUAAGGCAAGAGAUAGGUUUCAUACCAAGGAAGCUGGCAGAUCUUCAGGUCUCAAGUUUCUUAUGCUAUCUCUUGUUGAAAUCUAUUUAUCUUGUGAAAAUCCUCAGGUCCUCUGUUUUAGGUUACUCUAAAGAGCCAGGCUACUUUUGAAUCAUUAGAUUUUUGGGUGAUGGCUUCACUAACGAGGAUAAUUCCAUCCACUUCUACCUUGGCAAUGCCCAUCUGGUAUUUGCACAUUGACUUUAGGAUCACCUUCUCCCUCUGGGAGUCUGGGUAGUGGGGAAAUUUGACAAAGAGACCAGAAAAAACUAAUGAGAGUCGCUGAGGAUGCCUGAUGUAAUUUACUUGGAAAUAAUGCAAGGGAGGUUGUUUCAAUGUGUUUGGUUAAGAAUUGAUAUAACUGGAUGCGUUCUUAUAAAUCUGGAACCAAUUUUGUCAUUAAAAUAAUAAAAUAGAAUUUCCCCUUCCUGUACUGCUUAAGAUGAUUUCUAUGAAAAUGGGAUGAAGAGAAGUGGCUUAUUGGUACGAGCAUCAUAUGGACGAAUUGAUGGAGAAACUUCCUAUUGGGUCCACUUUGCAUGCGUCAUCCAGAUGUGUGGAUAGUGGUGUUUGGAUAUAGUUAUAUUAUGAUGAUUAAAGUUAUGACUCUUCGGAAAACAAUUACAGUUAUGAUGACAACGAAUAUAUGGUGUUUGGCAGUGCAACUACCUAUCCAUAUAAGCAUGUGUGGAUGGUGCAAAGCUUUUUAAUACUGGAUACUUUCUCACGUGUCUGCAUGUGUGGGAGGAUGAGUGCAAUUUUUUGGUCAUGCUCCGCCAUUCUGUAUGGUCUUGAUGUCCUGAUUGUCUUAUAAUCAUGACACGUACAGUUUUUAAGUGCAUGUGCAUCAACCAUCCUACUCCAACCAUUGUAUUCCCUUUCAAAUAAAAAUCGAAAUCUACAGUGACUUGCAUAGGCGGAAUGUGGUAGGUGUAUAGAGGUGCCUACUCCAGUACUGCUGAUUUGGGGGGUAAUAAUUUGUGUAUAGAAGGCCCACAGCAUACAUCAGAUGAGCCACCCCAUGUUUUGUACUGAUCCCAAAACCCAUAAGGACCAAAUCAAAGGGAACAGUGUGCAAUCUUGCCUAUCUAAAUUCACAUGGUGGGCCCACCUUAAUUUUGGAAUAUCUUGAUUUUUUGAGUGUCCUUCGAUCUUAGUAGUACACAUCAAAUGAACGAAUUAGAUGGCAAAUGCAUGCCACAGUGGGCCUGGCACAAGUAAUGGUAGGCAUGACCACCCCAACUCUUCUUUAUGGUCCAGUCCACUUGAGUUUUGGAUGAGCCUGGUUUAUUGGGCUGCAAUGAUUCUGCACACCUGAUAAACAGUGUGGAUCUCAUGUACAUUACCUCCCUUCACAUGGCUAUGCGAGGCAUGCUAAAUGGACUUAUCAAAAUAGCUGGAUUGGCCUUUUUCUUUGAAUCCAGCAGUCAGCAUGGUGCAGCUAUUAACACCGGAGAAAAUAGGCAUGACGUAGUGCUAUUUUGCUAACUACGCUAAGAGAAUAGUGUAUCAAGGCACCAAAACAAAAUUACAUAUGCAGAUGGUCCUAUGUUUGUGCUAACUGCACUAUAAUGCACACUAAACGGGCCCAUAAAGUAUAACUAGAAAGUUCUCAGUAUAUCAUAUGAUUUGCCUUUUUCAAAUGUCGAUAUUUAUCUUCUUUUGAUUCUUUUUAUCUUUAUCAAUAUUCUAACAGUCAUGGGGUACUUUAAUCCUUAAUGACUUUGGUCCUUGGAGGAUGGUUUCUGAUAGUUUGGGUACAUUAGAGGACGGCGAUUCUUUUCUUCUCCCUGGUCUGCUUAGUUUUCCGUGGAAGGAUGUUGCCGUGUGUAGAUGUCAAUUUCGGGAAGUACUUUACCUCUUUGGUCUGAUGAUGCUGACCAUAAGAAAUUACUUGCUAAUAUGUAUCACGAUGAUAUUGGAUAAUACAAUGCAUUUCCGAGCUUGCAGGGAGGAUGCCUAAUUUACUUCAUUUGCAUCUCGCACAGCGACGAAAACAAACAAAGCAUCAGAUUUUGCAGUUGGCGGCACUUAUCAAGCUGUUGCAUUUUCAUAUGGAAGCACCUGUGCUUCUGGUGGAAUGAAGAAUUCUGAUCCUGGGUUGGAAUUUCCUGGUUUCCAUCCACCGUUCCCUGUGCCUGAAAGCCUAGUAAACAACCUGCCUCCUACAGAGAAGGUGCACCAGAUCAUUGCAAGAACUGCUACAUUUGUCAGUGAACAUGGAGGACAGUCGGAAAUUGUCUUGAGGGUGAAACAGGGAGACAACCCAACAUUUGGGUUUCUGAUGCCUGACCACCAUCUUCAUGCAUACUUUAGAUUCCUUGUUGAACACCAGGAACUUUUGAAAGCGGAAACCGAUCUUAAACCUCCAGAUGAAGAGAAGGUUAAGAGUGGACAGAAUCAGGCAGGUGGGGCGUUGUCACUGCUCGGAUCUGUAUAUGGAUCUGGUGAGGAUGAGGAUGGUGCACUUCAAGUUGUGUCAGAAUCUAAAGAAACGGACCCUGGUAAUUCUGUUGGUACUGUCAAUAUUCCCUUCUCGCAUGGAUCAAAUCAAGCAGAAUCUUCUACCUAUUUGGCUGUGGAAGAUGAGGCAGCUAUCAAGCACCUGUCUGUUGCUUCCAAUAAAAAAGCCUCAUCACCCAAAAGGAGUCCUUGUGUUACUGCAGUCUCUGUUGGUACUCAUAGCAAGAAAAGAGAAACUGAAACCUUUGGUUCAAUUCAGUUUUCUGUGGAUAAGCCACAGACCACUCCUAUGUUGAGCAUGUCUGAGGUUGAAGAACCUUUCAUUUUGGAGCCUCCAUCAUCCAUAAGACAAGCUGUAGACAAAAUAGCUGAAUUUAUUCUGAGAAAUGGGAGAGAGUUUGAAGCAGUCCUCAUUGAACAAAAUAGUACAAAUGGGAAAUUCAAAUUCCUAUUGCCAUCGAACCAAUAUCAUCCAUAUUAUCUCAAAGUUCUCCAAAAAGCUCAAGAGUCAAAGCUGCCAGGGAAGAGUCUUGCUUCUCAGAAACAUGAUUCACGGAGCCAUGCAUCUAGUAAGGAAAAAAUUCGAGAGAUGGGUAGGUCUAAAAGCAAAGACAUUGCACCAUCCAAAGGAUCUGCUGGAAAUGUGGCAAACACGGCAAACCAAUCGAACGGGUCACAUGUUUCCGAGAGAAAAGAGAAGUUUAAAAUGAUUAUUGGCGGGCCAAAGAAGGAUGCACAAGACCUAUCUUCCAAACCCAUCCAACGACAAUGUGGAAUGAGUGAGGAUGCAACUGCUGCUAUUGUUCUGGCUGCAACAAGAGGUCAUAGGCAUCCCAAAUCAGAUACAUACCCAAAGACAUCAUUUGAUGAUUCUGGUACAGGCAUCAGUAUUGGUGAGGGUGCGCGUACCUCAAGCAUUGGCAGUCUCCCCCUGUCAGGUCAUGUGCCCAGUUCCAUCUCAAAGCCUGUUUCUAAUGGGGAGCCAGGUUUCUCUAUGCCUGUUGGAUUGUCCGAAGCUGUUAGACCAUUAGACAAAGAAGGUGGCGGAACCAGUAAUGUGUCAGUUGCCAAGGCUAUUGCAAAAACAGCAGCCCUUGCAGCUGCCAGCGAAGCUGAUUCCUCUGAAGCCUGCUUGACAAGAGAGCAGAAGCAGAAGGUGGAGAGAUUGAAGCGGGCCAAGAUGUUUGCAGCUAUGAUAAAGGGUGGCACCCACCAUUCACGUGAACUCUUACCUCAUUUAUCCAUCAAGCAAUCAGAUUCUGCCCUUUUGGAUUCACAGGAGUCCUCUGGUUGUAAGGCAGGGGCAACACGUCCCUGUUCCUCACAGGCUGCUGCUGCUGCUGCUGCUGCUUUGAAUGUCUCUGGUGCUGAAUUUCCUGAUCUUAUUGCCAGAGAAAGAGAAGGUAGCUCAGCACCUGUAGAGGUCGGUGGCCAGGAUACGAUGGAAACGAGGAAUGAUUCUGAAGAUGAUCAUGAUGCAGAGCGGAGGAUAAGGAAGAAGCACAGGUCAAGAUCUAGAAGGCAUGAAGAAGACUCAGAGAAAGAUCAUAAGCACUCCAGAAAGAAGCAUCGGUCCGACCACCAUUCUUCACACCAUAGCAGAGACAACGAUCGCAAGUAUAGAAAAAGUCAUUCUCACCAUCGACAAGAGCACCACCAUAGUUCUUCUGAAGAUGAGCAUCUGCACGGAAGCAGGUCUUCCAAGCGCAGCAGAAGGAGACGUCAUGCAGAAACAGAGCGUGAGAUUGAGGAGGGUGAGAUCGUUGAAAAGCUGGAGAACCAUUUGGAUACCAGUGGAGUUGAAGAUAAUGGUGAGAGAGACAGGUCGUUGGAUUGUGCAAAUGAUCUUCAGGACAAAUCAGUGCCAAUGGUGGACAAUGAUCGGCCACCAUCAUCCGAUGCCACAGAGGUUCCUGAUGAUCUGAGAGCAAAAAUCCGGGCCAUGUUGUUGGCAACCAUGUAGUAUGGGUUGUUCUUGUUGUACUGUUAGCAUGGCUGCAAUCCUACCCCAUGAGGUGAAUAUCAAACUCCUCGUGUUCAAAAUCUUCCCUUUCUCCAUUCAAUGAAGUUUUGAAACUUGCAAGAGAGAACAGAUAAUAAUAAAGUUCUUUCCACUUCUCACCAUACAGAAGGUAUCACGAGCUUGCAAGGGGAUCCGUGAUUUGCUUCUCAGAAUGCAGGACAUCCAAAUCAUGUAGAUAGUUGACCCCAAAUAUCAGGGCGGCCUGCUCGUCAGGUGGCCAACACGGUUUAAAUAAAUGGAGGGCUGAUGGUCUGAAUGAAUGUUUAGGCAUGGUCUGUGCGAUGAGUGGAUCAGUAUUACUUCUGAGAGAAGUGAAUUUCAUGGUGCCCCCUCCUUUUGCAUGGGGAAGAUGCCUUACACGCCAGUCAGAUGCAGGUGAUAAUUUCUCACGUCUUAUAUCCUUUCAGAGUAAGCUGGGAAAGAUGUGCGCACUUGCAAUUGCCUAGCAACUAAUGUCAGAGCUGGGUCUGUCUGGGCCAGGUUGAAGCAUGCCCGGGUGCAGCCAUGAUCUAACGUCCUUAUUUUUAAUGGCGGUUCCAAGGAAAGGUACUUGUAGUGUUUUUUAUUUUGUUUUGUUUUUUUAUUAAGGGUGCAUGGAAAGCAGUAAAAACUGUCUUUCGUUGAAUCUAUUUUCACUGGCAUUCAAAAUAUCUGUUUUUUGUGCAACAUGCAAGUAAUAAAGCCUUGGAGUAACUGGAAUUGAUGUGGGUCUAUGAAUUGGACGUCGUACCUCACUCUUUUCUUUUUGUAUUGCAAUUUCUCAAUUAUAAUAUAAUGAUUUUUUAACUUUCCA
This is a messenger RNA of Magnolia sinica, 6309 nucleotides long. RefSeq lists its product as uncharacterized. The coding region runs from base 3111 to 5456 and encodes 781 amino acids. NCBI's taxonomy places the organism in Eukaryota, Viridiplantae, Streptophyta, Magnoliopsida, Magnoliales, Magnoliaceae. Gene Ontology annotation, molecular function: RNA binding. The transcript has 4 exons. Gene Ontology annotation, biological process: mRNA 5'-splice site recognition; RNA processing. The record is from RefSeq and is a predicted model, not a curated record.